CCUGGACGCCGGGAAAACAUGUACAUUGAUUUUAACUGAUAAAAUAAUUGCACAUACCAUAUUGUGAGAACCCGUAUUACAUAAUUUCUAAUAAGUAAGUAUACUCGUACACAUCUCAAGCCAGUAGACACAUGGUAUUACAGGCACAUCAAGAUUCGCCGUUAACCUCGUUCGGGUCAACAGAAGAAAAUAGCUACGUGUAGCUGGUAACAAGUAGAGAUAACUUGUCACAUGAGUUAUAAAUUAUUAACCCAAGUGGUAGAUGGGUAUUCGUUGUAUACUGAACGCUCUCUCUGCGGACAGCACAUGUUGGAAGACGUGUAACGGAAUGGAGAUAUUUCAAUCAACAUAAUGACAUUAUCAAAUAAUAAUAAGCAAGAUUUAACCAUAAAGACUGAUAUCCAUGAUGGAUCUACUAACUUGGAUUCAUUGUACUGUUCGCAUCUUUGGUCAAACAGUAAUUUACGUAGAGCCAUUUUAAAUGCACCUUGUGGAGAUAAUAAUGUAAUUAAAUAUUGUUACACAUGUAAAGGAAAAGUUAGAAAAUAUGAGAUAAAACUUCCAAGUGAUAAUUUUGUUCCAAAUAAUCAUUCUACACCAAACGGGAAAAUAAUUAAUGGCACUGAUUAUCCUAUAGGAGAGUUAUUGGAAAAUUCCCUUUGUGAACGACCUCAGAUUUAUGGAUCUAGUGAUAAAAAUAUUAAAAGCCCUGAAAGAUGUGCUGACAUAGAAACUAUAAAUUCUGAUAUUAAUGACUGCAUUCCGUCAAUAUCUAGCCAGAUUGAUUCCAGCUUCCGACAAAAAUUUACUUCAUAUGAAAUGCGUUCCAAUGAAAAUAAUCGAAGAAGAUUAAGAAAAAGUCUAAGAGGCAUUGAAUGUAUCGUGAAUUUUUCUUUGACUGAUAGUCCUGUGAAGAAACGUACUCAGAUACAGGCAUGCUCAAUAAGUGUGAUGAUUGUAGCAAUUGUAGUCAUAAGUUUUGUUUUAGUAAAUUUUACUACACCUAAUUUUACUCGUGCAACCAAAGUAAUUAGUACAAUCGUAGUGCCAACAAAACAAAAUGAAUCGCAAAAUAGUUCUUUAUCUACAACAAUUAUUUAUACUGGUGUACCUUUACUGACGGAUGAGAGUACGACAGCAUAUCCUACAACUCUAGAACCUUUUGUUCACAGUACUGAAAACAUAUCAUUAAUGUCUAGUAUCAUAUCAAAGAUACGUAAAAAUAUUAGAACAUAUCCUAAAGAUUAUAAAGAACGUAAUGCUUAUAAAGCAAAAGACAUUAUAAAUAGAGAUUUAUCUGAAAAGUUUUGUUCGUGCCAAACUAACGAAGUCUGUAUGUUGGAUGAAAAUAGUGGAAAAUCGAUUUGUAAACAAUCGAUUGAUAUCGAUGAUCCCACAGGUUGUGGAGGAUUAUGUGCCUUGGAAACAGAAGCUUGUCAAUUAGUGGAUAAGAUGCGCGGGGUACGAGUGUGUCGUCUUCUAACGCUGGUAACCUGUUCUUCACAAGAGUGGCGAUGUCGUAAUGGUUUAUGCGUGAGAGCAGAAGCACGCUGCGAUGGUUCCAUACAAUGCUACGAUCGCUCUGAUGAAAUGCAUUGUGAUUGUGAUUUGACUAAACAGUUCCGAUGCGGGCAUUCCAUAUCUUGUUUUCCAAAUACAAAACUAUGUGAUGGGAUUAUUGAUUGCUGGGAUGGAUUUGAUGAAGUCAAUUGCACCAUCGAGUGUCCGAAAGAUCAGUUUACGUGCACUGAUGGACAAUGUAUUUUAUCAUCAAGAUUCUGCGAUGGUUUCAUGGACUGUGAAGAUGGCAGUGACGAACCCAAUGGCUGUGACGGUGGCUGUAGCGCCCAUGAACUUUCUUGUGUGAACCAACGCUGCGUACCUCAUAUGGUCCGCUGUGACGGCCAUGACGACUGCGGUGAUGCUACGGACGAAUUGCAUUGUUCCUAACAUAGAAUAAUAAUAUAUGCUUGUAUAACAAAUGGUACAUUGACAUGGGCA
Molecule: messenger RNA, 2001 nt
Organism: Achroia grisella
Lineage: Eukaryota; Metazoa; Arthropoda; Insecta; Lepidoptera; Pyralidae
Exons: 7
Coding region: 352-1950 (532 amino acids)
Cellular component (GO): plasma membrane
Molecular function (GO): protein binding
Source: RefSeq, a predicted model, not a curated record